AUGUCGUCCCACAGCAACAGCAGUUCCUCAUCACCUCCACGAGUUCCUCCUCAUAUUCGUCUCAAUUCAGGUCAAGAAGACUUGCUCAACGCCGAUGCAAGCAGUUCCUCGAGGACUCUUGUCCCGACAAACUCUAGACCGACAACAGCCCGGUCACAAUUAAGCAACGUCUACCCUUCAGAUCAAGUCCAGGAUUCGGCUGAAAGACUACUACCACCAGUCACAGGCCGCUCAAACAGAUUCAAAGAUGACGGCGGCUCACCCCUAAGGUCCCCCGUUCGCUCGAGUUAUUCUUCUCGCCGAUCGAGCUGGGAGUCGGACCGGAGCAGGGAUAGCAGAGGCUUCGAAAAUCCGUUCAGGGAUCAAAGUCAAUCAAGACCAGGUUCAAGAGCCGGCAGUGAUGACAACGACGUCAACACUCAAACGGUAUCAGAAAAAUACAAUAUUCUGCCAUCUGCGGGACUUCUUCUAUUCCCAGAGGAUGUUGAAAAAGACGACUACCUCCAUAACCCUGAUCCCAAUGACAAGGACCGAGACUGUGAUAUCUUCAACAGAAGAGGCUUAGUCAAUGUUGGUGGUCUUGCCCUGAUAACACUAGGAAUAUUGGUCCUUUUUGUGGGAUAUCCAGUUUUGACCUUUGUUGAGAAGAUAACGUCGUCACCAAACCCAUGCGCAGACGGCAACUCUUGCAUAGGAAGUGGUAAGGUUCCAUUACUGAAGAAUAUUCGCACUAGUCUCAUCGAUCCCGACACCCCUGAUUCCGUCAAAACAAAGAAAGAUUAUCAUGGAAAUACGUGGAAUUUGGUCUUCUCAGACGAGUUCUCCAAGCCAGGACGGACGUUCUAUGAAGGAGAUGACCCAUAUUGGACUGCAGUGGACAUCUGGUAUGGGGUGACGAGGGAUUUGGAGUGGUACGACCCCGACGCUGCCACCACAAACGAUGGCAUGCUGCAGUCCUGGAAUCAGAUGUGUUUCAAAGGCGGCAGGUUGGAGGCCAGUAUCUCUCUUCCCGGCCGUGGUGAUACCGUCGGCUUCUGGCCCGGUUUUUGGUCCAUGGGCAACCUUGGACGGCCUGGAUACGCUGCGACAACAGAUGGCUUGUGGCCCUACUCGUACGCAGACGUGUGCGACGCCGGCAUCACUGCGAACCAGAGCUCUCCCGAUGGCAUCAGCUACCUCCCAGGCAUGAGACUCCCAGCCUGCACAUGCUCUAAUGAGGACCAUCCAACUCCUGGGAAAUCCCGAUCCGCCCCUGAGAUCGAUGUGCUGGAAGCAAGCGUUGGCACUCUUGAUGCCGAGGGCAACCAAAUCGGUAUGGUCUCUCAGUCCUUUCAAGUGGCGCCCUUCGACAUCUGGUAUCAACCCAACUAUGACUUCGUGGAAGUCUUCGAUUUCUCAGUCACAGCCAUGAAUACAUACAAAGGUGGACCUUUCCAGCAAGCAGUUUCGGGAUUGUCCAAUCUCAACAAUGCGUGGUAUGAUGGGAACGCUUAUCAAGUUUAUGCUUACGAAUACACCACGGGGAACGAUGGCGAUAUCACCUGGUUUGUCGGCUCGGAGCCUGUGUGGCGUAUGGAAGCCCAGGCAUUGGGUCCCAACGGAAAUGUUGCUCAAAGAGUUAUUCCCGAAGAGCCGAUGUCGAUCAUUGUCAAUUUCGGUAUAUCACCUGGCUUCUCGUCGCUGAAUUUGACCGGAUUAGCGCCUCUGAUGCCAGCUACCAUGCGAGUUGAUUACAUCCGCAUCUAUCAGGACGACAACGGCGAAAUGAGCUGUGAUCCUGAGGGAUACGAGACGACCGAGUAUAUCAACAAUCACUACGAGGUGUAUCACAACCCGAAUAUCACGACUUGGGCCGAUACCGGCUACGGAUGGCCAAAGAACUCGCUGGUGAAUGGAUGUUAA
Molecule: messenger RNA, 1902 nt
Organism: Fonsecaea monophora
Lineage: Eukaryota; Fungi; Ascomycota; Eurotiomycetes; Chaetothyriales; Herpotrichiellaceae
Exons: 4
Coding region: 1-1902 (633 amino acids)
Biological process (GO): (1->6)-beta-D-glucan biosynthetic process; fungal-type cell wall organization
Cellular component (GO): plasma membrane; endoplasmic reticulum membrane
Molecular function (GO): glucosidase activity
Source: RefSeq, a predicted model, not a curated record